This is a messenger RNA of Ilex paraguariensis (yerba mate), 384 nucleotides long. The record is from the annotation of a GenBank genome assembly. Lineage: Eukaryota; Viridiplantae; Streptophyta; Magnoliopsida; Aquifoliales; Aquifoliaceae.
AUGGCUUUUGUUGAUGUGAUCAAAUGUUGCCUUGAUUCCAUCAGACUAAUAUCAAAGGAAGUUGAAGAUUCGAUUAUUUACAUAGAUGCAGGAUGUACAGAGUGUUUCCAGUUUCUUGGGGCAUUCCCUCUGUUACUGGAACUUGGAGUGCGUGCUGUAUGCAGCUUGGAAAAGAUGUCUUCUCUUGAUAUGGUAUCUGACUGGAAUUCAGAAUUUGAUUCUCCGACGAAAAUUGUAGUCAUCACAUCGCGUCUUUUAAGUGAUGCACAUCGAUAUAUUUUACGUUGCCUGAGCAUGCAGCAAAGUGUUCGCCACUGUACUGUAUUUACGUCAAUCUCAGAGGUUGAAGCAGCGGAGCAUAACCAGAUAACAGAGUCCCAAUAG